AUGUCUGCCUAUAAGGGGAAGCCAGCAGGUAAAAGACAAAAGAGAUCAUUGUAAUGGCUGCACAGCCACCAGCAGACAUUACGGAUAUUCAACUUAUACCACCGCAAACCUCUUAGGCAAGGAACUUCAUACAGCACCUAAGCACUCUAUAUCUAAUAACUGCAAUGGAUGCAUUCUCCUCUGGUUAUGUCGGCAACCCGUGGCAUGAUCCCUCAGGGUAUCCUGCCUAUCCAACCCCAGCCGAUACUCAGUUCGGCUUUGACACUCUUGACUUGACGAGCACGUUUGCUGGAGAUCCAAACAACAUCAUCCAGCCUGAUUCCUGGUUCUUUGAAGGUUGGCUAGAUGUUUCUGGAGUUGUACAAACAGAACAGAGUGCCAACCAGGAGUCCACAGCAGCAGCAUGCCCAGAAUAUGACAGCCUGGGCCAACCUCACCCCGCUCAGGAAGACCAUUCACGGGCAGUACCCAAGGGUCAAGAAAACGCAGAGCUCCGUCCGAGCAAGACCGUAACCGGUACAAAGCAACGUCAUGUCAGCCAUAAGCGAGAUUCUAUACAAGAUAUUACAUCACGCGUUCGAGAGAGAAAUCGUAAUCUUUCUCGCAGGUAUCGAGGCCGUAAGCAGCAUGAGGCAGAAACAUUGGAAGCUCACGAGGAGAAAUUACAAGAGGAGAAUGCUGUCCUGAGGACUUGCUAUAAUGAUUUGAGAAACGAAGUACUGGGUCUCCAGGAUCUAUUGCUGCAGCAUACAGGCUGCAAUUGUACCACGAUUCACGCGUUCAUUGCCGCUCAAGCUGAGCGGUCACUGCAUAGCCUUCUUUCACCAAACUCACAAUGUCAAGGUUGUCAAAAUCCGAUGGAGACUUAUAUACCUUAGAAGAGUAGUAGUAAAGGAUACCAGGCCUGGCUUUAAAGCUCUCUAUUGCUA
Molecule: messenger RNA, 929 nt
Organism: Fusarium oxysporum Fo47
Lineage: Eukaryota; Fungi; Ascomycota; Sordariomycetes; Hypocreales; Nectriaceae
Product: bZIP transcription factor
Exons: 2
Coding region: 165-878 (237 amino acids)
Biological process (GO): regulation of DNA-templated transcription
Molecular function (GO): DNA-binding transcription factor activity
Source: RefSeq, a predicted model, not a curated record